This is a messenger RNA of Trichoderma asperellum CBS 433.97, 990 nucleotides long. RefSeq lists its product as uncharacterized. NCBI's taxonomy places the organism in Eukaryota, Fungi, Ascomycota, Sordariomycetes, Hypocreales, Hypocreaceae. Gene Ontology annotation, molecular function: ATP binding; protein serine/threonine kinase activity. Gene Ontology annotation, biological process: protein phosphorylation; mitotic DNA damage checkpoint signaling. The record is from RefSeq and is a predicted model, not a curated record. Gene Ontology annotation, cellular component: nucleus; cytoplasm.
AUGGACAACACUCCACCUGAGGGAACGUGGUUCUCUCAAAGCAGAAACCCAGAUUCUAAUCUCGACGCGUUUGACAUCUGGACCGAAAAAGAUGAAAUACAUUCGGAUGUGCAUAAACGCACUUUUGCUUCAGACAAGUAUCUUCGUGGCAGUGUCUUGGGCCAAGGAGGAUGGUCUACAGUCUACAAGAUCCAGAGAGUUGGAGAUGGACAGAUUCUGGCUGGUAAGGCGUCUAUGUCGGUUAAUCAGCUCUAUAAAGAGACACGGAUGCUUCGUAAACUAGUUCAUAAGCACAUCUUGGAGUUUAUUGAGCUUUACAAAGAGGCUGGCAAAGAGGAGGCUACUCUUUUGAUCACCGAGCUCUGCACUGAAGGAACGCUUCAUAUGCGUAUCAACCAUGCUCCUGGCGGCAUGAGCCGAGGGGAAAUCCUUCUAGCCACAAGCCAAAUAUCAGACGCGCUAGCCUACCUUCACGGACGAAAUUAUUUCCACUCAGACAUAAAGCCAAGGAACAUCCUUGUUCGUCGUCUCGACCCCAUCAGCGUAGCGUUGGCGGAUUGCGCAGACUGUAAGCUCCUUGAUUCGUAUCGUGGCCCUCCUGGUGGAACGCCCAACUACUGGUCUCCAGAAAUGACGGCCAACAAUCGCCACGCGGGCAAGAGUGACGACAUCUGGGCUCUGGGCAUUAGCCUAUUGGGGAUGAUCGGACAGUGGCCGCAAUGUGAGAAGACAAAGGCCGGGUUGGCGAGAUACCCUCGACAAUGCGCCAACCACGCGCAAGAGCUUCAAAAGCUGAACCCUGGAAAUGGACUGGUCAGCCUUGUAGGGAGGCUGCUCACUUGGAGAGCCAGAGAGCGCAUCACGGCGGAGAAAUGCUGCGAAGCGACGAUUAAGCUUCUGGAAGAGACGAAGGGAGAGGAGGAGAGCGUUGGCACGGAGGGGCUACGAAUCAAAUCUCCUGAAGGGUUUCGACCGAUUUCGUUUUGGUAA